This is a messenger RNA of Rotaria sordida, 228 nucleotides long. Lineage: Eukaryota; Metazoa; Rotifera; Eurotatoria; Philodinida; Philodinidae. The record is from the annotation of a GenBank genome assembly.
AUGCAAUUAAUUCAUUUUCGUAGUUGUCCAAAUAAAAAAACAACAAUUUUCAAUACUCAAAUAAAUAUUAAUCAGUUUCAUGGAUCUUUAAAAGAUGGAUCAGCUAUUCCAGAUCAAGUUAAGCAGGAAAUUAAAGUUGCUUGUAUUGAAUUUGUAGUACUUGACUAUCGACCAUUCAAAACACUUAAUGAUAUCGAUUUUAAAAAUCUUGCACAAAAAUUUUUUUAA